AUGGAACUGUGCGGGCGCCAGAAACUUGUUCAGCGCAAAAUGGUGCUAUUAGGUGACGGUGCUUGCGGGAAGACAUCCGCCUUGAAUGUGUUUACCAGAGGCGAGCCGACUGUGUUUGACAUCUUCGUCGACAAUGUACACAUGGAGUUGUCGCUCUGGGACACAGCCGGCCAAGAGGAAUUCGACCGGCUACGGGCCCUCUCCUACGAGGACACACACGUCAUAAUGCUCUGUUUCAGCGUCGACAGCCCGGACUCCUUCGAGAACGUCGCCAGCAAAUGGAUCGAUGAGAUCCGCGAUAAUUGCCCCGGCGUGAAGCUGGUCCUGACAGCGCUCAAAUGCGAUCUGCGCAAAGAUGACGAGCUGAACGAUAACCCGACCGCCAUCACAUUCGAACAAGGCCUCGCGAAAGCAAAGGAGAUCGGCGCGGUAAAAUACUUAGAAUGCUCUGCGGUGCAGAAUCGUGGCAUCAGAGAGACAUUCUACGAGGCCGCCAAGGUCGCUCUUGAUGUGAAACCUGCAGGAUCCGGUAGUUCCAAGGGCCAAUGUGUCAUCCUCUAA
This is a messenger RNA of Aspergillus clavatus NRRL 1, 561 nucleotides long. It is a transcript of the gene rho3, whose product is annotated as Rho family GTPase RHO3. The coding region runs from base 1 to 561 and encodes 186 amino acids. The transcript has 6 exons. Lineage: Eukaryota; Fungi; Ascomycota; Eurotiomycetes; Eurotiales; Aspergillaceae. Gene Ontology annotation, biological process: small GTPase-mediated signal transduction. Gene Ontology annotation, molecular function: GTPase activity; GTP binding. The record is from RefSeq and is a predicted model, not a curated record.